CUGCGAGACCAAGUGUCCUGGACCCCCAAACAUCACUCGCAAAUAUUGAUUAUAAUGACAACUAUUUUAAAAGAAGCACUGUUUUCUUUUCAGAUAAAGGGUUUAAGGUUGGAUGUGGAACAACUUGACGAACCGACGUCAUCAAAGGACCAAAUCGUGCCACUAUUUAAAGCGCCUCUUCUUAAGUACACUGUGAUCAUGACUACGCUGUUUUUGAUGAUACAAAUUGGAUCAUCAUUCAUAGUCUGGAUGCCAACAAUUGCCAACAAUUUCGUGAACAUUGUGGAGACAGGAGUAGGCACCGAUAGGAGUUUAUGUAAUAUUAUCGGCGACAGUUUAGAACUGCCAGUGGAUGUAAGUUUUGAAAAUAGACUUUAA
Messenger RNA from Parnassius mnemosyne (clouded apollo), 378 nucleotides. Lineage: Eukaryota; Metazoa; Arthropoda; Insecta; Lepidoptera; Papilionidae. The record is from the annotation of a GenBank genome assembly.